Molecule: messenger RNA, 1638 nt
Organism: Scomber scombrus (Atlantic mackerel)
Lineage: Eukaryota; Metazoa; Chordata; Actinopteri; Scombriformes; Scombridae
Exons: 10
Coding region: 1-1638 (545 amino acids)
Biological process (GO): transmembrane transport
Cellular component (GO): membrane
Molecular function (GO): transmembrane transporter activity
Source: RefSeq, a predicted model, not a curated record
AUGAAUUUUGACGAAAUUCUCAGUCUUAUCGGAGGCUUUGGGAAGUUCCAGAAAAUCUUGUAUAUAUGGAUCUGUUUACCUCAGAUCUUUCUGGCAUUCCACAUGCUAAUCUCUGUGUUCACUGGGGCUGUUCCUCCUCAUUUAUGCCACUCCACAAGGCCCUCAGCAGACGCUGCGUCCUCCUCAAACUUCAACUUUAGCCUUCUGUCUGACCCCGGCCGCUGGCGUGAGCUGUCCUGCACGACCUCCUUGAACCACAGCCGUGCUGUAGCCGUUGGCGAUGGGCACCCCUCUGGGAGCUGCCAGGGGGGCUGGGAGUACAGCACAGAGAACUUCCAAAGCACCAUAGUAACUGAGUGGGACCUGGUUUGUGAGAAUGCAAACCUGAACAACUUGGGCUCUUCUAUCUACAUGUUUGGCCUCCUUGUCGGGGCUGUUGUGUUUGGGAGCUUAGCUGAUAAGUACGGUCGCAGGAUCAUCAUCCUUAUUAGUCUGACUAUCCAGACAGUCUUUGGGGUCGGUACCGCUUUCGCCCCCAAUUUCUACAUCUACAUAGCUCUCCGCUUCAUGGUCGGAACAUCCAUCUCUGGUGUCAUCAUGAACGCCUUUGUUCUGGGCACAGAGUGGACAGGGUCUAAGCAGCGGAUGCUAGCUGGGAUCAUCACAGACUACUUCUUUGGCUUUGGCUACAUUCUGCUGGCCGGUGUGGCGUACCUCAUAAGAGACUGGCGUAAACUGCAGCUGGCUAUCUCAGCCCCUGGUUUCGUCUUCAUCUUCUACAUCUGGGUGUUGCCAAAGUCGGCACGCUGGCUGAUGGCCAAUGACAGGAAGGAGGAAGCGUGGGAACUGAUCCGGAAAGCGGCAGAGAUGAAUGGGAAGCCCCUCACCAAAGAUGUGGAGAUGUGUGAGGUCUAUAAAAUUGAAGAGAAGACCAAAGUGAAGAGAAAACACUCAGUCAUAGACCUCAUUCGAACCCCAAACAUGAGGAAGCAGUCUCUGAUUGUGUUUUAUCUGUGGUUUGUCAAUGUGCUCGUGUACUACGGCCUGUCGCUCAACAUCUCCGACUUUGGAAUGAACAUCUAUCUGACGCAGAUGAUCUUUGGCCUGGUGGAGAUGCCCGCACGCACCAUCACCCUGUUCACACUCAACCGCUCCCGCAAAUUCUCCCAGCUAGCUUUCCUGGCAGUGGGCGGCAUGGCCUGCCUGAUGACAAUCUUCAUCCCCAAAGAACUGUCUGUCAUCAAAACAGUCCUGGCCAUGAUUGGGAAGUUUGGCAUCACAGCCUCUUUGUCUAUAAUUUACGUCUACUCAGCUGAGGUGUUCCCUACUGUUAUCAGACAAAAUGGAAUCGGCCUAGGAUCCAUGUGUGCUCGGACCGGGGGUGUCCUGGCUCCAAUGAUGUACCUCUUGAGGGGCAUCAGUCCGCAGGCUCCCAUGAUUCUGUGCGGUGUUUGCCCCCUGCUAGGCUCUGCCCUCACCCUGCUGCUGCCUGAGACGGCCAAUAAGCCUCUGCCUGACACCAUUGAAGACGUGGAGGGAUCCAGCCUCAGUGAGGAGGAGGACAGUGUGCAGCCAGUUUUCUUUGACACUUCUCUGAGGAACACAGACGUGGUCGGCAGCACCAGGAUGGACUGUUGA